Macrobrachium nipponense is the source of this 2053-nucleotide messenger RNA. RefSeq names its product ornithine decarboxylase antizyme 2-like (gene Oda). The record is from RefSeq and is a predicted model, not a curated record. Gene Ontology annotation, cellular component: nucleus; cytoplasm. Gene Ontology annotation, molecular function: ornithine decarboxylase inhibitor activity. Gene Ontology annotation, biological process: positive regulation of protein catabolic process. The transcript is spliced from 4 exons. Lineage: Eukaryota; Metazoa; Arthropoda; Malacostraca; Decapoda; Palaemonidae. The coding region runs from base 1 to 672 and encodes 223 amino acids.
AUGGUGCGUAAAUUAGAGAAGGAUAGGAUAAGGAGAGCGAAGAAGACCUUGUCUCGCUCCUCCAUAGACAGUCAAGGAAUAGAUAGUUUCUUCUAUCCCUCGAUAAUCCUAUUGGAUCCUCCUCCUGUUGUAUCAUUACCAAAUCCAGUUUCAGAAACAGUUCGGCGGGCAUCCGCCAUUUCUCUGUUCACCUGGGCGCGGGACCGCGGUGGUGGGUUUGAUGCCCCCCAUGCCGCCUACGUGUCUACUAGUGCAGAGGGCAGCGGCGUGGGGAAACCAACAGAGCCCCCUGUGGCCGACAGUCGUUCCAAACCUGUGUCGGGUACUGAAGUGGUGUCUGCAGCUCAGUCUGGAUGCGUCCACCUGAGUUUUGAAUUCCAGUUGGCGGAACAAACAACAGUCGUGUGGGAAACUGUUGUUGUAGGGCGUCGCCUCUACCUUAACAUCCUGCAUCUGCCCGAGGGCAGCAAGGAGGCAUUUGUCUCUCUUUUGGAGUACGCCGAAGAAGUCUUGGGAUGCUCCCAUGUUCUCAUUUGCUUCAAGAAGGAUCGAAGCGACCGGGCCGUGCUCAUCCGCACCUUCAUGUUCCUCGGGUUCGAAGUCAUCCCACCAGGCCACCCAAUGGCUCCCGCCAACAAUGAUCACAUCUACAUGCUGUACGAGAUAGACUAGUACCCCACACAGGUCGAUGGUUCUGUAUGACGCUCAGGUUGAAGCAGUUGUGGGCAUGUCAUUUCCUCAGUAGUUCAUUUUUCUUUUUUAUUCAACUGGUCAUGUGAGAUAUUAUAUAAGUAAGGAAUUAAACAAGGAUUUAUUUUAGAUUUCCUUCUGGCGAUGAUUGUCCGCAGCUCCUUUGCCCCGCAGCUUUUGUCAUCCGUUUCCCAAGUUCAUGUUAUUGUGGAGUGUUGACGGCAGGGGGCUUCGUGGCAGGUGCAAGAUCAGAGGCCGCUGUUUCUUGUUUGCCGCCAAGUACUUUUUCUCCUCCAGAGCCUUGUACGGUGUUGCGAUUGAUUCUGACACUAGUGCAACAUUCCCUCGUUUGUGUAUUAAUGGCUCUUGUGAUUUUUAACCCAGUUGUGAUGGGACUCAUUACUGAUUGAAAAUAUGUACUGUCAAGAUAAGAACUAUAUUUGUGGUGGCACAUGUAGGGUUGAAGUGAAACACUUAUUAUUUUCUUGUGAUCUGUGCUGGUCUUGACAGUGUAUAACACAGCAACCUUUUACCAAUUGAUCACCUAAUUUUAAGAGUUCACACAUUUUUUAACGAAAGCUGGGAGAAGAGGGUUUGAUAUAUACGUAGUUUAAGUAAUUGGGCCAAGUUUUUAUUUUGUGAAUUGGGAGGUGACCCGUGGACCAAUAAUGUUCCUGUCGAGGGUCUGCGAAUGAAUAACAAAAUCAGUCCUACUUUUUUCUGUUGCCAAAGAAUCAUUUUGUUAAGAUUGCCACAGCAAUACAAAGUUUUUUAAUUUUAAGAACAGCGAGACUCUCGACAUGACUGUUGUCGUUCCACCGCGAAUUUCCACUCUCGUUCCGACACUGUUAGUCUUGGCGGUGCAGACAGUCCUAAUCUCUUCUUGGAUUGAGUUCCCCUCUGGAGUACUCCACAGUAACCAAUGGUGUCUGCAACUAGGAAGACACGUAUAUCUUAAUUAUAAAGAAAAAAAAUGUAAAAAAAAAAGUGGAAAACAAUAAAAUGUUUAAAAAAAAAUAAAGGUUGAUUCUUCAUUCCAAUGUACUAUGUUCUUUUUUUUUUUUUUUUUUUUCUAAACCCCGCUUAGUUAGUCCCAGUACGCCUUCUUUUAAACUUCAGACGUUCUCUCAUUUCCUCUUGUGGUCUGUCAUUUGUAUUGAAGGGAUUCCUUUAGAUGUGCAGAGUUUGUUACGCACUGUUAGCCUUCUCCUCCGCAUUUUUCUCACCAUCAUUGGUUUUUUUUUUGUACCACAUUUUUUUUUUGUCAUAACUGUACUGGGAAACAAUGAUUGGUGAAUCCUAUGUUCAUAUAUAUAUAUACAUAUAUAAAUAUAUAUUCAAAUAAAUCACACCAUAAAAUUAA